Spodoptera littoralis (African cotton leafworm) is the source of this 3328-nucleotide messenger RNA. NCBI's taxonomy places the organism in Eukaryota, Metazoa, Arthropoda, Insecta, Lepidoptera, Noctuidae. The record is from the annotation of a GenBank genome assembly.
GACACUUGGUUGACAUCGACGCUCUUCUCUUUCCGCCAUUUUCGCACUUCUUGGAGUGUCAUCGAAAAUAAUUCUGCUUCGUAUAUUCCACAUAAAACAGCCUAUACAUUUUAAAACAUUGCAGUGUUCAUAUAUCUAGCUGCGCUUUUAUUAUGAAGUAUUGUCUAACAAUAAUCAGAAAUCGAGUAAUCAUCGCAUAACCUAAAUAAUGGACGACGAUAUUUUCCCGGUAUUAUGCCCUUCCAACGCUAAGAAAACAUAUUCCAAGCCGUUCAAGAAGUUGUUGAAGACUCCAUCAGUGACUGAGGAUGUGGCUGAGACUCCUAAGCCGCCUCCAAAACCGUGCUAUCCUGGUGAACCAUUGACAACUAAGGUUGCCGUUGAAUAUUUGUUGAGUGGCAAAUUAAAGACAGAAGUAUGUCGUUACUGCCUCAAAAUAUCGCCUGCGUUGUCUGACCCGGAUCAGAUAAUGCAUGUAGCUGGCACAGGAGUGCUGUACAAAGUGUCUCUGAGACAAAUGAUAGCCAGUUUCUACCCCUAUAAGGCUAAUGAAGAUGAAAAAUAUCCAGAAAAAAUAUGCCAGAAAUGUGUAGACCGAGCUCUCAAUGCAUAUCUCUUUACGCAGCAGUGUGAGCAAGCUGAAAGAGCCUUGAAAAAUUGUUUUGAUGAUAUUGAUGAGAAAUUGAAACCAGCACACCAUAUCAUUAACAUAGAAACUGAAUCUUUGAGUAAAGAACCGGAUUGGAAUGAGUUUGAAUGCAAACGGUGCUGGCAAGUCCUUCCAGACAUGGAAUCAUUGUUGAACCAUGAUAAAACUCAUCCUAAAUCCAUGUGGUAUCAUUGUCGGCUCUGCGGCAAGUCUUUUGUUAAGCAAACCCAGUUAAAAAAGCAUUUUAACUUAAUACAUGUAAAAGGACAGGACGACAGUCCACAGGUAGACAAGAGUUUCCGAUGCCAAGAAUGUGGUAAUGUCACAGAUGAUUACGCACAACAUCUACAACACGUAGAAAAGCAUAAAUUCAAAACCGUAAUGCGGUAUAUGGUUGAACGGAAAACAGACCAACUAUGCUUGGUUUGCCUUAAGAAAAGUACUGAUUUGGUUAAUUUGGAUAAUGAAGUAUCCAUUCAUGGAACAUGUCCAGAGUUGAUUGGUGAUAAGUCACUGUAUACUGUGUUAUCGUCAACUUUACCUGAUCCUAAAUCAUACAAAUACCAAGAACUGCAUGUGCCCCAUACAGCCAAUAUUAUGACUAUUUCCAAAAGAAAAAGAAAACAUAAUGAAAUUCCUGAAACUAAGAUUGAAACUAUAUCUUACAAGCUAUCUUUACCUGAAAUAGUCUACAGAAACAAAUUCAAAACUGACGAUUUCUAUUAUUAUGUCUUCUGUGAACCAGAAGAUUCUACUCUUAAUGUAACUAAAAAACCAAAGAUUGUAGAAAUAGAUGAAUAUGAUUCUGUAAAAAACGAUAACAGGAAUCAGAAUGAAAAUAAUAAUAAAAUGGUAAUUGAUGAUGAAGCCAAAAAUAGUAAUAUUAAGGAUAAAUUGAAUGAUAAUGAUAAUGAAUUAAUAACUGAUAAUGAAUCAGAUCAAGGAUUGAUGAGCACAGAUGCUAAUAAGAACAAAAUGAGUGAUGAUGAUCUCUAUGAGUUAAUAGAAUCUGAUUCUAGCAUCGAAAGUCAUGACACAGAAUCCGUAGAUAGUUUUACAGAGGAUGCCAAUGACAAAUUUGAAUCUUAUGACAAUAACAAUAAAAUUGAUAGUGAAAUGGCUACAGAUGCUAAUCAAGAAGCUAAAAACGAUAAUCCGAGAUAUUUUGAUAAGACAUUGGAAAAGAAAUCUUAUAAAAAACUAGCACAGUUUAAAUUUGCAAAUCCUAUAAUUUUGGAAGCUAAUGAUAGUGGGAAUUUAGAAACUGGAUGCAACCCCGGAGACCCAGGCAAUAUUCUUAACACUGAAGAAAUAACCUUAAAUUCUGAUAAUAUCCCAAAAGUGAAGAAUAAUUUGUCUUGGAUAUUUUCUAAAACAUCUGAAUACAAAACUUUAACAAAUAUCGAAAUAAAUGAAACUAAAGACAACCCUACUAAAAAGUGCAAGAUUUGUUGGAUUUUCAAACCAAAUAAAUGUGAAAACUGCAAGAAGGUGAAUGAAAUUAAUCCUAAAACAGCUAUUGAAGAACAGCGAGAUUUAGGACAUAGUGCUACAAAGAAAAAUGAAUACAAUGCUAUGGAUAAUAAUAAUAUAAUCACUUCAAUAGAUAAAAACAAAAUGAUAGAAGAAAACCCAGAAAAUAGACCCAAUCAACACAAAAUAGAUAUGUGGCAAUGUGAAGUUUGUCUGAUAAAUAACACCAGAGACAGAUUCACUUGCGUCUGCUGUGAAUCAAAAAGAUUUAACGAAAAUGGCAACACCAAAAUCUUAUUUGGAUAUAACAAAACCUUUUUGCCAAUGAAACCUGAAAAGAAAGAGACCGAAAAACCAGAACCGAAACCAAUUAUAGAAGUUGAAAAGCCAUCUAUAGUACAGAGAGAAAAUGUGGCUUUACAACAGAAUAUUCAACUACAAUUUGUUGAUAAUAAAAAUAUAACCACUACCCAGAGCAUGGAUAUAGAAAUUGAGAUGGACAAACAUAUUUCAAACACAAUAAAUGAAGAAAUGGAAGUUGAAGAACUGUCUACGCCAUUUAUUCCAACAUUUAACCCAAUACCAAUGGACAUGUUGGCUCCAAACAUUGGGCCAUUUGUUAGAACCAACAUUCAGUUCAAUAUUGGUUCUACAACCACACAAUGUGCUAAAACUGGCAGAAAAAUCAAGAAAGCGAUGAACUACCUACACAACUUCAUUGGGACAAAAAUAUGCGAAAAGUGCCUUAAUCACGCUAUCACUUCAUAUGUUUUUAUAAAGCAAUUUCUUUUCACUAGGGAACGGUUAGAUCUAUGUGUUACUCUUAUGUUGAGGGACCUUAGUAAAAUAGAGCCUUCAGCCAACAUCUUCGUACAAGUUUCACCCCCGCCUAUAAUGGCUCCUAUAGAAGAUUUUGACGAAUUAAUAGAAGAAAACGAAUUUGUGGACGAAAGUAAACUUAAAAUAGACGUCUUAGAAGACGAAUUCCGACUGAAAACUGAAAGCGAAAGUGAGACUGAACCUGAAAUAAUACCUGAAACAAGCGAGCAAUCUAAAGAUACCGCGAAUGAUAUCGCAGUGAAUAUUCCAAUAGUACCAAUUGACAAUUUAGCUAGGACCGCAACUAAAACUUAUAUGAAGAAGAAAUUAGUUAAUGGUAUACAGAAUCAAAGCACUAAAUACUCCGUGGACGUGUGUAGAAGGUAG